Messenger RNA from Ceratosolen solmsi marchali, 315 nucleotides. RefSeq names its product sex-specific storage-protein 2-like. The transcript is spliced from 3 exons. The record is from RefSeq and is a predicted model, not a curated record. NCBI's taxonomy places the organism in Eukaryota, Metazoa, Arthropoda, Insecta, Hymenoptera, Agaonidae.
UAUCACAAAAUGUAGAAUAGCAUGCGGGGCGAGCUUUACUACCAUAUGCAUAAGAUAUUACUGAACAGGUAUAAGCUCGAAAGGCUGUCACACGGCCUUGAUGAAAUCAAGGAUAUUGAUUGGCAGCAACCGAUCGUUACUGGCUACUAUCCCAGUCGAUUCAGAGGUCGAUUAAGGAGACCAAAGCCCACGUGCCCAUUUACAAGUACAACUAAUAAAAUUAGCUAUUCUAAGCGUUUACGUUUAAUUUAAUUUAUUCAAAAUUUAAGUAGCAUACUUACAAAACUAAUAAAGGGUGUCAUCGUUGUCGUAUAA